Bicyclus anynana (squinting bush brown) is the source of this 2724-nucleotide messenger RNA. RefSeq lists its product as uncharacterized. The coding region runs from base 1 to 2724 and encodes 907 amino acids. The transcript has 9 exons. The record is from RefSeq and is a predicted model, not a curated record. NCBI's taxonomy places the organism in Eukaryota, Metazoa, Arthropoda, Insecta, Lepidoptera, Nymphalidae.
AUGUUGUGCCUGGCAGUAGCGGUCAGGGCUUGCCACUUAAAUCUUCAUAAAAAUAAACAUAAAGAUUGCGACAAAAAUAAUCACAAAGAUGAUGAUUGCGACAAAAAUAAUGACAAAGAUGAUGAUUGCGACAAUGAUAGUGACAAAGAUGACGACUCUGAUGAAGAUGAUGAUUGCGAUAACAAUAAUCACAAAGAUAAACAUAAGCACAAUCACAAAGAUGAUAAUAAACAUAAUGACAAAGUUGAUGACUGCAAAGAAAAAGUUGGAUCAACUGAUCGUGGUGGUAAUAGACGUAAUUCUGAACCGAGGAGAGGAAGACAACAAUUGAAACCAGUUUAUAAAAUACCGAGACAACCAACUCAUCAGAAACCUAUGCCAAUCGGACAACCAACUCAACAGCAACCCAUUCCGAGCCAACCACAACCUAUACCGAGCCAACCAGCUCAACCGCAACCUUUACCAAGUCAACCAAUUCAAACGCAACCAGCUCCAAUACCUAGCAACCCUCAACCGACUUCACAGGUUGCUGGUGGUCUGGCGUUAGCAUCGACGAGGGGUGCCGACAGUUCUGCCGCCGCUACGUCUGGUGACGGAUCAGCUGCCGCUGGCAACCUGGUCCCCAAUGGCAGAAACGUCCUCGCCAGAUCCACCAACAUUGGCAGUAGUGCUGCCGCGACAGGCGAGAACGCUUCCGCCGCCGCUCUGAACCCUGCCAGUAGCACAAAUAACCCUGGCAACAAUCCGACAAUUCCUGACGCCAAUCCCCUAAACCCUGGCAAUAAUACACCAAAUCCUGGCAACAAUACACCAAAUCCUGGCAACAAUACACCAAUCCCUGACAACAAUACCCCAAACCCUGGCAACAAUACCCCAAACCCUGGCAACAAUACCCCAAACCCUGAUAAAAAAUGUGACAAAAAAGGCGACUUGCUAGACUUGGAUUUAAACGCAGUUUUAGACUUAGGCGGUGGUGUUAAAGAUAAAUUGCCUACAAAUUCGCUACCAGCUGCCAAUACUCUACCAACUGAUGCCAAACCCUGUGGAGAUGCCAAAGCACCAGUGGACCCCAGUUCCCUGCCAGUGAACCCCGCUUCCCUGCCAGUGAACCCCACUGGCCUGCCAGUGGACCCCACUGGCCUGCCAGUGGACCCCACUUCCCUGCCAGUGGACCCCACUUCCCUGCCAGUGGACCCCACUGGCCUGCCAGUGAACCCCAGUUCCCUGCCAGUCGACAGUGUUACUAAGUGUGCCAACCCUGAUUCUCUUAUCAGAUGCAAUAAAGGCGUCGGCGGCAAUGGAGGGGGAGAUCUAAUAAGUGGUGCAUUGGGCAAAGGCGGCAAAUUUUUUGGUGGUCUUGGUGGUCUUACUGGUGGAGCUGGCGGUCUUACUGGUGGGGCCGGUGGUCUUACUGACACAGCUGGUGGUGUAAGCCAUGCUACUGAUGCAGCUGGUGAUCUUGGUGGUCUUACUGGUGGAGCUGGUGGUAUUACUGGUGGGGCCGGUGGUCUCACUGACACAGCUGGUGGUGUAAGCCAUGCUACUGAUGCAGCUGGUGAUCUUGGUGGUCUUACUGGUGGAGCUGGCGGUCUUACUGGUGGAGCUGGUGGUCUCACUGAUACAGCUGGUGGUGUAAGCCAUGCUACUGAUGCAGCAGGUGAUCUUGGCGGUCUUACUGGUGGGGCUGGCGGUCUUACUGGUGGAGCUGACUAUCCCAUUGAAGCAGUAAAAGACAUCGGUGGCAAAAAGGUUAAUGCUUUUAAAGGAUUAAAAGACAAAGCUGGCAAUGUGAUUGGUGGCAUUACUGCUAAAAAAGUAAAUGCUAUUAAGGGGUUAAAAGGCAAUAACAUUGAAGGAGUUAAAGGCAAAGCUGGCGAUGUGAUUGGAACUAAACAAGGAAAAGGUAAAAUUACCAAAGGUAAACUUGCCAAAAGUAAACUUGCCAAAGAUAAACUUGCCAAAGGCAAACUCAGCAAAGGCAAACUCAUCAAAGGCAAACUUGCCAAAGACAAACUCGCUAAAAGCAAAAUUGCUAAAAGUAAACUCGCCAAAGGAAAACUUGCCAAAAGCAAACUCGUCAAAGGUAAACUCGCCAAAGGCAAAAAAGGAAAAGUUUUUGAUGCUGUUACCGGCGGUCGUCGUGGUGGCAAAGGAGGAUGCAACAAAAAAGGAAAAGGUGGAAAAGAUCAACCAAAUCCCGUAACUGAUGUAACUGAUCAAACAGGGGGAGUCACUGAUGGUCUUGUUGGAGGAAACCCAGCAACCGAUGUGAAACAAGCUGAAGGUGUCACAGACGUUCUUGAAAACGGAGACAAACCAGUAACUGGAGUGGCUGACGAAGUUGAAGACGUUACUGACGGUGUUGGUGAUAAUGGAUAUCCAGUAACAGGAGUGACUGACCAAACUGGAGGGACAGGUAUUAUUGAUAACGGAGAUAACCCAGUAACCGGACUAACUGAUGAAGUUGAUAGUGGAUAUCCAGCAACAGGAAUAACUGAUGAUAUUGGAGACGUCACUGAUGAACUUGGUGAAGAAACAUCAGCAAUCGAAGUGACUGAUCAAGCCGAAGAAAUCAUCGAUGGUGCCGAAGAAGGAAUCCCAGCUAGCGAUGUAAUAGACCAAUCAGAAGGAACUACUGACGAUAUUGACCAAUCAGGAUACUUGAAUGGCGAUGUGACAGACCAACCAGCGAACGUCAUUUCUGCUCCUACUAAAUGUGGAUAA